AUGGGAUCGGUUGAGUCUAUAUGGGCAAGAGCGGCGGGAAACGGUUAUCAAUUUCAGGAGCACCCUACUGUUCACUGGUGUCCAUCACAAAUCGAACAACAGGAAUUACGUUUCAGAUAUGGAAAUUUUACUGGUAUUGUUGACUGGAGCUCUUGCCACUUAGAGGUUGAAUCUUCGUUCGGAAAUCAUUAUUUCCAAGGCGACGGCAGUAACGCAGGAGUCCUCGAAAAUAUAAUAAUUUAUAAAUCUGAUGAUGGGCAGUACGUGCUGCAAGAGCGGAGUGCGGACCAGUGGACUAUAUAUGGGGCGGAAGGCAACGAGCUAUUGGUAAUGCGCGACUGCGACGGGAAGGCGACUGCCGUGUUCGCCCGCGUCCCGUUCUGGCCCACGCCACACCAGCUCUACGCCAUCUUGUACCGCAGCGGCGUCAAGCCGCGAACCCUACACCGGAUCCCUUGUGAAACUAACGAAACGCAUAAU
Molecule: messenger RNA, 480 nt
Organism: Iphiclides podalirius (scarce swallowtail)
Lineage: Eukaryota; Metazoa; Arthropoda; Insecta; Lepidoptera; Papilionidae
Source: the annotation of a GenBank genome assembly